Molecule: messenger RNA, 5796 nt
Organism: Bufo gargarizans (Asiatic toad)
Lineage: Eukaryota; Metazoa; Chordata; Amphibia; Anura; Bufonidae
Gene: SNAPC4
Product: small nuclear RNA activating complex polypeptide 4
Exons: 23
Coding region: 113-4918 (1601 amino acids)
Source: RefSeq, a predicted model, not a curated record
UCCCUCGCAGACAAGGCAAGGAAAAGCUCAGCGUCAGGAGACAACAAAAUCCUACAAGGAGCCCCCUGCCCUGCUGUGCCCUUAAUGCUUGUGCCCUCUGCCCGCAGGCACCAUGUCCAUCAGGGACUUCGAUGCAGCGAGGGACAAGAUUCAGAGAGAAAUCGAGGCGCUCGAGAGAAGUUUGGGUCCGGACUUCUCAACGAUAGAUGUGGUCCUGUCUGGCGGCAGUGACGAGUCCGAUGACGAUGAUUCUGAUAGCGGAGACACAUUGGAUGAAGACCUCGAAGCUGAUGAAAUUAAUCUGGAGGAUGGAGGUCACAGAGCGGAGAUGUGUUUGCAGAUGAACCUGGUCUAUCAGGCAGUGUUACAAGAGAAGCUUCAGGAAAUGGAACUUCUUAUCGCUCAGAAUAAAGUGCAGCAGGAAGAACUGCUCUGGGAGCUUGCUGGACGGAGAACACAACAGGUCGGGAGCGCAAAACCCUACCCGGCAAAUCUGUCCAUUGGCCAUUUCUUCAAACCGUAUUUUAAAGAUAAAUCCUCUGGAGUGGGGCCUCCAGCCAAUCCGGAGAUGAUAGAGCGAUCUUCUCAUACUCUGAAAAGCUUUAAAGAAUUAUCCAGUAGAAAAUGGAGGACUGCAGACAAUGAAGAGUUAAGAAAGGCAAUUGUGAGUGACAGCUUACAAAGAAUGCUUCAACCCAAAUUACUCAAGUUUGAAUAUCUGCAGCAGAAGUGGGAUAAUGCCAAAAAUGAUGUUGACAAAAGCAUUAUUGCGAAGCAGAUCCAAGAGGUAGAGCGGGACAUAGAUGAUAUCAACCAACUUCCAGAGGAAACUCUUUUGGGGCAAAGAACCGACGAUCAUGACUGGGAGAAGAUUUCUAAUGUCUAUUUUGAAGGCAUUCACAAUGCGGAUAGGAUUAGUAAGAUUUGGAAGAACCAUCUGCACCCUCAUGUCAACAAGGAGCCCUGGAAAGAAGAUGAAAUAAAAAAAUUGCAAGAAAUUGCGAAAGAACACAACUGUGUGAACUGGGAACUAAUAGCCGAGGAGCUGGGGACACAGAGAACGGCCUUCCAGUGCCUCCAGCAAUUCCAGCUCAGCAGCAAAGAUUUUAAGAGGAAAGAGUUCACCAAGGAAGAAGAUGAGAUGCUGAUGUAUUUUGUCCAGCGAAUGAGGGUGGGGAUGCACAUACCUUACCGCAAGAUUUCCUAUUUUAUGGAAGGCAGAGACUCAAUGCAGCUGCUUAAUCGAUGGUCGAAAUGUCUUGAUCCCUAUCUGAAGAAGGGACUCUGGAGCAAAGAAGAAGAUGCGCUGUUAUUAAAAGCUGUGGAGAAAUAUGGAGAAAAGGAUUGGUACAAAAUCCGAUUGGAAGUUCCUGGAAGGAGUGAUAUCCAGUGUCGUGAAAGGUAUUAUAAGGGACUUCACAAGGAUGUGAAAAAGGGCAAAUGGACCCCGGAAGAAGAAGAAAAGCUAGUGGAGUUGACUAAGAAGUAUGGAGUAGGUCAUUGGGCUAAAGUUGGCAGAGAAAUAACACACCGGACAGGAUCCCAGUGCCUGAGCAAAUGGAAGAAUAUGAACGGUUAUUUCAAGGGGAAAACUAGAAAACGAAAAAGGUCGCAAAAUACAGCACCGCAGAAAAGGCCACGAAAGGCAGCACCACAAAAGAGACCACAAAACAAGGCGCCUAAGAAGAUAAAAGAAGAGGAACUGAGUGAAGAAGACAUGAGUGAUAUUAGCAGCGAAAGUAGCAGCAGCAGCUUCAUCAUCAGUAGUAGCAGCACCAGUAGUAUUCAUAGCAGCAGCAGUAGUUGUAGUAGUAGUAGUAGUAGGAGUAGUAGUAGUAGUAGUAGCAGCAGCGAAGAUGAGGAUGACAAUGAGGAGAGAAGAGCGGCUAGGAGAUUUCUAGACUCUGUGCCCGAGUUAGAUUUAUGGAUUCCCAGGAAAAAGAGCCCAGACUUGGCCUCCAUAAAGAGGACUAUGAUUUCUAGCAGUUGUAGAGUACCACGUACUAGAGUUCGGAGCAGACGGGACAAUUACCAGUUCAACACUAUACUGAAAGGUAUUGCUUACCCACCGUCUACAGACACCGUAACGGAAAAUCCCAAGGACAUCCUCUUACAGGCUAAGAACAGCGGCCAUGAUAUAGUGCAGCUCAGUGAAUAUGACGUCCGUAGUGUUCUCCGAUGGAAUACCAUACUCUGCCAAGAAAAACAGGGCCAACAGCUCAGUCAAACCCAGAAGGAGCCUGAGGGUGACAACGAAGAGAAUUUGGGUCCAAGGUUUGCAUGGACGAGAAGGAAAACCCCCGUGGACAGAAGUCUGCUGGCUGCGGUUACGCCCUGGGUGGGCAAUGUCUUUCUUCCGUUACUGACUCUCUACAAGACUCCUUGGGAUAAGCAAAUUCUUGCUGAUGUGAUGAGAAAGAAGCUUUCUUCUGUGACCAUAGCCAGCACCCCAAUUUUCACUCUGCUUAUUCAGUUCUUUCAGAUCAAUGCGGCAGGUUGUCUAGAAAUGAUCAGUCUAAGGAAAGCCCAACAAGCCGAGUUUCUAAAACGUAUGAGACAGAAAUCACAGCAGAAGACUCGAGCGAAUACGAGGCCUUCAAAAAGCAUUUCCGCAAAUUCCUCCAGUGCUCAGCAAUCACAGCCGGCCAGUUCGGGGGAAACCGAACCACAAACAAAAUGUCAGUCUUCUCAGCGCCAAGUAAGGAGUUCUGCAGUAGCGCCAAAACCGAAGACAGUCUUUGAGUUGCUGAAAGAAAAACGACUGCAGGAAUCGAGAGCCCGUCGUAGAGUUGUCAUUCCGCCGAGGAUUCUCAUCUCUCCUCAGAUAGUGCUUACUCAGGCCUGUGUCCCUGCUGGACAGCAUCAACCCCCAGUGCAUCUUGCGACUUCACCCGCUUCACCAAACUUGCCAGCGUUCCCGGUUAUACAGCCGAACGAUGUUUCUAGCAACCAGAUAUUAUCAGCAAGCAGUGAUUCUGUAAACCGACAAGGAGCCGAUGCAGAUAAAGCUGUGGCCGGUACUCACAAUAGUGCGCCAUCUACUGGCUCUCCACGCACUGUGCAAGCCGUGCCAGGUGGUCAAGUCAUAUCUUCACAGCAAAUGCCUCUACAGCUGCUUCAGAGCCCUGCAGCCGCCACUACCUCUCCUCGAAUAGUGCUCACCCAGGCCUGCGCCCCUGCCGGACAGCAUCCACCCCCAGUGCAUCCUGCGACUUUAACCACUUCACAAAGCUUGCCAGUGUACCCGGUUAUACAAACGGACACUAUUUCUAGCAACCACAUGUCAUCGGCAAGCAGUGAUUCCAUAAACCGGCAAGGAGCAGAUGCAUGUAAAGCUAUGGGCGUUACGCAAGAUGCUGCAGAAGCAACAAAUCGGCACAAUAGUGCGCCAUCUACUGGCUCUCCAUGUGCUGUGCAAGCCGUGCCAGGUGGUCAAAUCGUAGCAUCACAGCAAAUGCCACUACAGCUGCUUCAGAGCCCUGCAGCCGCCACUACCUCUCCUCGAAUUGUGCUCACCCAGGCCUGCGCCCCUGCCGGACAGCAUCCAGCCCCAGUGCAUCCUGCGACUUUAACUGCUUCCCAAAAUUUGUCAGCUAUGCCAUUGCCAAUGUGCUUGGUUACACAAGCAAAUGAUAUUUCUAGCAACCAGAUAUCAUCGGUAAGCAGUGAUUCUGUAAAUCGGCAAGGAGCAGAUGCAGAUAAAGCCAAGGCGGCUGGUACUCAAGAUGCAGAAGCAAGAAAUCAGUGCAAUAGUGCGCCAUCUACUGGCUCUCCAUGUACUGUGCAAGCCGUGCCAGGUCCUCAUAUCAUAGCUUCACAGCAAGUGCCAAUACAGCUGCUUCAGAGCCCCGCAGCUACCACUUUCAUUCUUACACCCCAAGGCUUGGUCCAAAUUCCAAUCCAAGCUUUGUUUUCUGCUCAAUCCCAGGUAUUUAUGAAUCGGAACUCAACUUUCUCAGAAUCCUCCAGUAUGAAAGCUCGUGAACCAUCGACAAAUGGAGAAUCGUCUGAUAAAAUCCCAGAGGCACCAACUAAUUUGAGUAAUACUGCGAGCCAACCAUUGCCAAGUAAUGGAUCUUCAGCAGAAAAUACAGCAAGGGAAGCCGCACAGCUGCAGUGUCCACCGCCUGAUGUAUCUGUCAAGAUGCCAAGGAUACUGCCAACAUUUAGUCCCCUCAACAAGUCUACGGAAUUCACCAUUUCACCCAAAAUGUAUCCUGUGGUUAAAGUAGCAAAAAUCCUAACCUCUAAUCAGCCUAAUGCAUUCACAGGGAAUGUGGUAAGUAGUCAAUCGCCUGCUCCAUCUCAGAUCACCAUAAAACCCCCCGAGAAGAAGAUCUUCGACUUGGGCCUCAUUUCCUUAGAAGACGAGACUAGCGUGAAAGACUGGCUGCAAGGAAAGAGCUGCACAGCCUAUUUGCCGCCAUCUGCUUGCACUCUGAAGACCUUUUCUAGGAUCCUGCUGCAGAAGAAGACUUUGGAAGAAAGUGCUUUCAAACUCAUCCCUCGUUCUGACGGAGGAGGAGAUGAGGACGUCAGUAGGAAGCAGGAGAUCCUAGACAACCUGGUAGAGCAGAAACUUAAAGACAACCCAGCGUACAAUCUCCUCAAGAAGCGAUUCCUCUCUGCAUUCACAUUCUCUGGGGUGCUGGCAGUUUUUGCGCCACCCAAAAAUGAGGUGCCCACAUUUGGGAUGAAGGAUGAUGUCAAAGACGAAGACAAAAUGAUGGAGAUGGACAUGUAUGAAUGCUACGCCUGCAACAAUACAGAUGAUCGUAUGGGAGGCAAAAGUCCCGGACCAACCGCACAGUCAUGCCCACAGGAGGGGGAAACGUCGAAUCCUGACGGUCAGCGGACUCCAGUGAACACCCGGAGGCGCCCCCAGAGGAGAAGGGUGUAUCGCCGCAGUGAGACGUGAACUGUAAGAAUUUGAAAAGCAAUUCAGAUGCAAUUUCCUGUUGCCGAAGCUCAUGAAGCACCUGAGACCGGAGCACACAGAUCUCCCGAAACCAGAGUUUGCCAUCCCGUGUUUGGUAUUUGCCGAUUCAGUGACUCUUUGCUGGUCCUCCUGCUGUUUACUUACAGCGGAGGGAGCAAGUCAGUAGGUUACCCCUUUAGUCCUUAGACUCCUGCCAAGUAACGUAUAGAAAGGUACCUGACGGACGGAGCCGAAGCGGGCCGCAGGGAUGCAAUGUGGUUCAGUGAAUCAUUCAAAGUCGGGCACCUUAUCUACAACUUUAUGUGAAGGAACUACCUAAUAUUUAAUUUCUUCUUGUUUUGUACAUUUGUAUGUUUUUGUCCAAUCCUGUGGUAUUUGCUGGUUAAAAUGAUGCAGAAGACAGACCUCCCUGUAUUUGCUGACCGCUGAUCCUUUUCCUUGUAGCUGCCACUGCAGGAGAAAGUUAGUACCGUUCAGCUGUGUCAGCCAGAGCCGCUGCUGUGUAGCCACUCUGGAGGGGGAGACCCCCUUUAUGAUUCUUAAAGGGUUCCCCUGCCAGGCUGAACCCUUUAACGACCAGUUUUCAGAUUUGACUUAUUUGAUCAUGGCACUUGUUCGCAUCAGUCUGUUGUUUGUAGCAGAAGAUCCGAAUUUACCCUGCCUUUUUUUUUUACUCUUGGAAAUCACAUAUAAAUGCAAUGUGUGAAUCAGGCCUGUAGCACAACCCGUGUUAUUCUAUGUGGACAUGUUCCAAGCGGGACCGGCAUCCCCGAGCUGAGGAUUUGUCGGUUUAUUUUCCAUGUUUUUUUUUGUACCUGGAAGAUUAUAUCAUUAAAAAGAGUCCUUGUAUUUUCUCA